Molecule: messenger RNA, 456 nt
Organism: Dovyalis caffra
Lineage: Eukaryota; Viridiplantae; Streptophyta; Magnoliopsida; Malpighiales; Salicaceae
Source: the annotation of a GenBank genome assembly
AUGAGUUGCUUUCAAGGUACUGCUAGUGCUUUGUCAAUGGCAAACUCCAAGGAAUCAGCAAACAUAAGAAAUUUGAUGUACUCGGGAAAGCAGGCAUUACCAUUAAAGACACCUGUCCGCAGAGGAGGUCAUAGGCGUUUAUCAAGUGACCCCUUUGCGUACAUAGAUGUAGCUAAUGCUUCUAACAUAGAUUAUGCGGCACAGGAUGAGUACAGAUAUAAAAAUGUGAUGUCUAUACCUUCUUGGGGAUCUCAAGACUUUGAUUAUUACAAAGAUGUUAGGCAAACUUCUCUCCAUGCCGAACUGAACAUGACAAAAAAGAAGAACAGGGCUUGGGAUUCAUCUUUAAAUGCCCCAAACUAUCCAAGCGGCCUUUCCUGUGCCAGGGAGAAUGCUGGUCUGCAGAUUCAGGAUCAUCAUUUGCCCCGCGGGAAGCAGAUGGUGUUCAGAGAGUGA